CAAAAGUUGUGGGUUGAUGAUCAAUGCCUGCUAAUUCUACAAAGAAUCAGUGAAGAGAUCUGCCAUCGUUAUGGGGAGAACAUAAGUAAAGAGUCUCUGUCACCAACAUGAGUUGGAGCUUUCUCACUCGACUACUGGAGGAGAUCCACAACCACUCCACGUUUGUGGGGAAAGUUUGGCUGACUGUGUUAAUUAUUUUCCGGAUCGUUUUGACCGCUGUGGGAGGUGAGUCAAUCUACUCCGAUGAGCAAACAAAGUUCACCUGCAACACUAAGCAGCCCGGCUGUGACAACGUAUGCUACGAUUCCUUCGCCCCGCUGUCACACGUCCGGUUCUGGGUGUUCCAGAUCAUCAUGAUAUCCACCCCCUCUGUCAUGUAUCUGGGUUAUGCCAUCCAUAAGAUCGCCCGUGCCUCAGAGGAGGAACGGUGCAAGAACAAGAUUUAUCAAAAGAGGAACUGCCACAGUCAGUGGAGAAAUGGGCACCACCUAGAGGAGGUCUUGGAGGAAGACGAUGCUGAGCCAAUGAUCUAUGAAGAAGACAUGUUGGAUGAGCAGGAGGUCAAACCAGAGACAGACAAGGGCAAAUGCCAAGAUCCAGCGAAGCAUGAUGGCCGCCGUAGGAUCGUGCAAGAAGGCUUGAUGAGGAUGUAUGUGCUUCAGCUUUUAUCCCGUGCCAUCUUUGAGGUGGGGUUCCUCACUGGUCAGUAUCUCCUUUAUGGCUUCCGUGUUAACCCUUCGUAUGUCUGCAACAAGAUCCCAUGUCCGCAUAAGGUAGACUGCUUCGUUUCACGACCCACCGAGAAAACCAUCUUUUUACUCAUCAUGUACGUGGUGAGCUGUCUUUGUCUGCUGCUCAAUGUUUGUGAGAUGUUCCAUUUGGGAAUUGGUGCCUUCCGUGACACUCUUCGUAAACGUCGAAGCCAUGCUCAACAACCUCCAUACGGCUACCCUUACUCCAGGAACAUUUCUAGUUCUCCACCUGGAUACAACCUGGUGGUUAAAUCUGACAAACCGGGUCGCAUUCCCAACAGCAUCAUCCUACAGGACCAGAACAUGCCCAGAGUGAUUCCAGAACAGCAUUGCACAAGUCCUGAUGAGAACAUUCCCUCUGACCUGGCUACUCUGCACCACCAUUUACGAGUAGCUCAGGAACAACUUGACAUGGCGUUUCAGACAUGUAACACGAAAAAAAGUGCUCAUAUCUCCAGAGCUAGCAGCCCUGUGUCUGGUGGCACAAUGACAGAACAGAACCGGGUCAAUACAGCUCAGGAGAAACAGGGUGCACGACCGAAAGCUAGCACUGAGAGGGCAGGGACAACAGCAAAUAAUGGAAAGACAUCUGUGUGGAUUUAAUGUUAAACUCUUACCUGACUAGUCAUGAAACAUUAUCCUCAGAAAACACAUUCUUCCAGCCAAUGCAAACUUAAAUCAGUGAGGUGACAUGAUUGAACAUUAUGUACCCAAGUUCUGUUGAACAUUAAACAAUACUGAAAAAUGAAUAUAUUAUAGAAGGGUAAGCUCUUUACAUUGCUUUACUGUGUUCUCUCUUUCUCAAAAUAAUUAGAUAUAGUAUACAGUAUGUUACAUAUAUUAAGUAUGACGUUUCUCUAAAUUCAAAUGCAUGCAAGGGUAUUGACCAUAUUGGAAGUCUGUCAAACAAUUUAUUCUUUAAUGGAUCAUUGCUUUAAUUUGACUAAGAACAACCCCUAUGUAUCUACUCCAUUCAAACAGUCAUUAUACUGUAGCUGUAAGAGCUAUAUGUUAACUUCUUUAUCUUCUAUUAUUAUUUUUAUUAUUAGUAGUAGUAGUAUUCUGUGGCUCUGUUCAAAACCAAAGUGAGCUGCCACCUUAUCCCUAAGUGUUAAAGUACAUGCAUACUGGCGAUUCAAAGGCUGUUCCAGUCAGUAAGCAGCAAGAUUAGCCUGCAUUAUAAAAUUCCUCAUUUUGGCCAGAUUCUGAGGCUUCACAUGGAUACCUUAUGGAUAAAGUAAUCCCAGAAUGCAUUAUGAUGACAAUGUAAUCAAAGCACUUUCACACAACUUGUAUGUGCUAAAUGUAUUUUUGGCUUGCUGAAUUCAGUUCAGUCAAUUGUAAGUUGUUUGUGCUGAUCAGUAUUGUUACUACCUAUGUAAAGUAGCUUCUCUUUGUAAAGGGUGCUUAAAAGACAGUAGAAAAUGAGACAGCUCACAAGGUUUUGGAACAGAGUCUUUAAAUUAAAAGGAGAUUUCACCCAAAAAUUAAAUUCUGUAAUUAUUUAUUCACUUUCAUGCCAUCCCAGAUAUAUAGGACUGUCUUUCUUCUGUGGAGAAAUAAUCCAUCUAUGUGAGUCCAUAUAGUGCAAGUGGAUGGGUCCUUCUAAGUUGAUGCUUCAAAAACCACGCAAAACUAACACAAUGGUUAUCCCUGCAGCUCCAGUCGAUGAAUCAGUGUCUACUGAAGAUGAAUGAUAGAAAAUACUAAUAUUUUCAACUUUUCAAACCAUCGCUUCCAGAUGUUAGCCUGCUGUGAAUGUCAGCAUGUUGUGAUUAAUGAUAUAAGUGCGUAGUAAAACUGACA
Carassius carassius (crucian carp) is the source of this 2558-nucleotide messenger RNA. RefSeq names its product gap junction gamma-1 protein-like. Gene Ontology annotation, cellular component: connexin complex. The record is from RefSeq and is a predicted model, not a curated record. The transcript has 2 exons. Lineage: Eukaryota; Metazoa; Chordata; Actinopteri; Cypriniformes; Cyprinidae. Gene Ontology annotation, biological process: cell communication. The coding region runs from base 108 to 1355 and encodes 415 amino acids.